CUGCGCUCUUAUUUCACCCUCAGACCGAUAGAGACGCGCAGCUCGAGUUCGACGCGCAACACUUUCACACACACGGACGAAAACUCAAACCGACACGUUUCAUUUUAAAGCAACGUUUACGUUUUGUGGAAUAAACCGUUUUUCUUUCAUUUUUUUUCCUCAAAGUUAUAAGUCUGACCGACCGGCGUCGAGAGAGGAAUCACCGGACACGAGCAGCGCGAGCACGAGCAACAUACCGGCAAACAAAGAACCCUGUUUUUGCGCGAGAUCAACCUUCACCACUCGUUAGUUAUGAGUCAUGUGGCCGUCGAGAAUGUACACGGUCUAGACCAGCAGCUCGCUGUGCUAGACUUGAACAACGCUGAAGGAAUCCCUGGAAGGCGUUACAUUCCACCUCAUUUAAGGAACAAAGAAGGUCCCAAAAACGAUUCCCCCGGAGGAUGGGAUAACGGCCGCAGCAACGGCUUCGUGAACGGCUUCCACGACGGGCCCCGUAUGAACGGAGGGAACGGGUUCGGGCGCGGGCCGAUGCGCACCGACCGCGGGGGAAGAGGAGGGUUCAGGGGCAAACCCGGCGGAUCCUUCAACCCCAUCCAGACUCUGCAGAGCGCAGAUGGCGGUGGGUGGAACGCCCCUAAAGACGCGGCGUACAACAGCUUCGGUGGGCGCUCUGACCGGGGCAAGUCCUCUUUCUUCAACGACCGCGGCUCUUCUUCCAGGGGCCGGUACGAGCGCGGCGGCUUCGGGGGCGGUGGCAACAGCCGCUGGGGAGAAGACUCCCGGGAUGAAGAGGACUGGUCCAAGCCGCUGCCUCCCAACGAGCGCCAGGAACAUGAGCUGUUCGCUGCCAGCAACACCGGGAUUAACUUUGAGAAAUAUGAUGACAUUCCUGUCGAAGCCACAGGCCAGAACUGCCCACAGCACAUCGAGAGCUUCCAAGAUUUGGAGAUGGGCGAGAUCAUUAUGGGUAACAUCGCCCUGAGCCGCUACACACGACCCACUCCGGUCCAGAAGUACGCCAUUCCCAUCAUCAAGUCCAAGAGAGAUCUGAUGGCGUGCGCACAGACAGGUUCUGGUAAGACCGCGGCGUUCCUGUUGCCGGUUCUGAGCCAGAUCUACACCGAGGGCCCGGGAGAAGCGCUGCAGGCGGCCAAGAACAGCGCACAGGAAAACGGGAAGUAUGGCCGGCGUAAGCAGUAUCCCAUCUCCCUGGUGUUAGCCCCGACACGAGAGCUGGCGCUCCAGAUCUACGACGAGGCCAGGAAGUUUGCGUACCGGUCUCUGGUGCGGCCCUGUGUGGUGUACGGCGGCGCUGACAUCGGCCAGCAGAUCCGGGACCUGGAGCGAGGCUGUCAUCUGCUCGUGGCCACGCCGGGCCGGCUCGUGGACAUGAUGGAGCGGGGCAAGAUCGGCAUGGACUACUGCAAUUACCUAGUUCUGGACGAAGCGGACCGCAUGCUGGACAUGGGCUUCGAGCCACAGAUCCGGCGUAUCGUGGAGCAGGACACCAUGCCUCCCAAAGGCCUCCGACAGACCAUGAUGUUCAGCGCCACCUUCCCCAAGGAGAUCCAGAUCUUGGCUCGUGACUUCCUGGAGGAGUACAUCUUCCUGGCGGUGGGCCGGGUCGGGUCCACCUCGGAGAACAUCACACAGAAGGUGGUGUGGGUGGAGGAAAACGACAAGAGGUCCUUCCUCCUUGACUUGCUGAACGCCACAGUUAUUCCGAGUGAGGUUCAGGACAAUACGGGGGAGAACGUAGAAAAACCUGGUAAAGAAUCUCUGACUUUGGUGUUUGUUGAGACCAAAAAGGGAGCGGACGCUCUGGAGGACUUCCUGUACCGCGAGGGUUACGCGUGCACCAGCAUCCACGGGGACCGCUCCCAGCGCGACCGAGAGGAGGCGCUGCACCAGUUCCGGUCCGGGAGAUGCCCCAUCCUCGUGGCCACCGCCGUGGCGGCCCGCGGACUCGACAUCUCCAACGUGAAGCACGUCAUCAACUUCGACCUGCCGAGCGACAUCGAGGAGUACGUCCAUCGCAUCGGGCGUACCGGCCGUGUGGGCAACCUGGGUCUCGCUACGUCGUUCUUCAACGAUAAGAACGGCAACAUCACGAAGGACCUGCUGGACAUCCUGGUGGAGGCGAAGCAGGAGGUGCCGUCGUGGCUGGAGAGCCUGGCCUACGAACACCAGCACAAGAGCAGCACCCGCGGGCGCUCCAAGAGGUUCUCCGGUGGGUUUGGAGCCCGAGACUACCGUCAGACCAGCAACAGCACCAGCAGCGGCGGCUUCGGCAGCCGGGGGGGCCGCAGCACUGGGGGCCACGGGGGGAACCGCGGCUUCGGCGGCGGUGGCGGUGGCUUCGGGAACUUCUACAGCAGUGAUGGCUAUGGAGGGAACUACUCUCAGGUGGACUGGUGGGGUAACUGAGACCCCCCCCCCCCCCUCCUCCUCCUCCACCCCACUCCCCAUUACAGUGGAUCACCAUGCCAAACUCACUGAACGGAAACCACAUGAUGUACCAUAGCCAGACUAUAUACCCUGUGUAGCUUUGAAGAACUUUGCAGUACAUUACCAGCUGUGAUUCUCUGACCCCACCCGGAGAGGCUUUCGCCCCGUGGGAUUGUGGGAUGCCAGGACAGCGAAGGCUUGGCCGUAGCAGGAAGCAGUGUCCCGAACCCGUGCUGAAGGCGGAGCCGAGUUUGCUUUCGGUUCCCGGACUCUAGUUUUCCACUACAUCUCAUUUCUUUAUACUAAAUGAGAAUCAUUCGUUUGUUAAUGUACUGUGCCUUUAAAUUUAUACUCGCUGUGUUUUGGUUUGUUUUUCUUCUUUUUUUAAAUGUCUGGCUGACAGUUGUUUCCCCUCUUUUCUUUUCUCUUUUCUUUCUUUGUUUUCUCCCCCAAAUGACUUUUUUGUUUUGGAUGGUAUAACAAAAUAAGCUUGGAUGUAAUCAAACCUUGGCAAACUCUGGGAUGGUCUGUCGCAACCGCGUUUUGAACUGAAAUUUCUGAUGGGGUCACCAGUGCUGAUGUCACAUGGGCCUGACCCCUACGCCCCGCCCCUCCCCCCGCCCCCCGAUUGGCUCGUUCCCUCUUGUGUGGUAAAACCGCAUCACAAGGGAGUUAAAAUAUCGAAUGCUUGCUCACUCUAUCCUGUAGAGGUAUCUAUAAGAGACAGUAGUCUUCUGAGAAAAGAAACCAAGCCAUUCCAGUAUAUGAUAAUCUUAAAUUUGAUUGUUGUGAUGAACCGUGUCUGCCUCCGCCACUCCGCUGUGUAACUCUACCAUUGAGGCAGCUAAGCUAGUUCACUAACACACACACACUAGCCGUUUAGUGGUGUUGCUAGUUCACUAACACACACUAGCCGUUUAGUGGUGUUGGAUUACUUUAUUUAACUUGUUUUCUUUUAAAAUAUUAGGAUGUAGCAAUUGGAUUAACCUCUUGUACGUCCUUCCAAACCCAUUCUUGGAGUUGAUAAUGGGAGGCUUGUGGCGACUUCCGUAGCGAAGAGUUCAAUGGCUGCUCGAGGACCACGCCGUCAGAGCGCCUGGCCCCGGACGCCCGGCUCGUCUCUGAAGAAAUCCGCAUGCUAGUGUUCUUGUUUUUUGGUCAAGGAGAUUUUCAAAUCGAUUUCUGCAGCAGGCUUUUACGUUCCUUACAAGUAACGUUUGUUCACUUUUGAUUUAGAUUUUUUUUCUCUCUUUUUCAAGCUGCGUUGAAUUCCGAAAAAAGACAUCCUCGGCUUUACACGGCUCCGCGUCCCCUGGGCUAGCGCGCGCCGGGGUCAGAGUUCAGCGUACACGACAGGGGUGUGGCUAAGUGUAAAACCAGACUCUCAUUGGUCGGUCGGUUGGUUUCCGUGGCAUCCCUGGCCAAAGACAGGUUCUUUCAAACUCCCAUGAGCCCUGGGUCGCUCGCGCGGGUGUGUGCCGCCGUCCGCCGAGGGCGAGUGGGACGCGUUUAACUGAAGUGCAAUAGAUUUACUCAAGCGUGUUGUGCCUUUCGACAUGGAUUUGAAAACGGUGACGUGAAGCCGAUGCUUCGACAGUAUUGUGUGACUUGAUAGCAGUGGUGCUACUCUCGGCCCUUCUGUGUUACGCCCUUCAAGUUUUACAAAAGUCGUUUUAUUGCACAUCUAGGGUUUUAUAUAAAUGUCUUGAGUGCGUGUCCUUAAGCUUCCAAAUAUUGUGUGUGAAGAUAGUGAAAACGCAGCUUGUUUACAAAAGGGGAAGGGUUCUCCAAUAGUUAACCAGGAUUGAUUUGGGACCAGGGGGAUUAGCAGUGGGAAUUUAGCUAUUUGCACAGAUUACUAGAUUCUACUUUUGCUGCUAGUUUGUGUAAUUUAUUAAGCAUUUUUGAGAAAUAUUUAUUUUUAUAAGCCUAAAAGUGAUAGUUUCAAGUAACUUGACCAAAAGACAGUACAAAAACACUGGCACUUGAAUGUUGAAUGUCACCCGUAUGCGUGAAGUUUAUAUUUUUCGGGGUAGUGUGAGCUUUUUAAUGUUUACGGUCCGCCAAAAUUCGCAUCUGUAAUGGUCUCGCCGACUAAACGUUUCAAUCCGAUCAAUCGAACUCUGAAUUGGCAGCCACGAUUUGAAUGCUAAACAACCAUGCCAAGGUUUGGGAAAAAGUUACAGAAAUAUUUUUGUAAAUGUGUAUCAGUGCAAAGUGUUCAGAUUCUCCAGUUGUUCUUCUGUUUGUUUGUUUUUGUUUUUCCGGUAUUUAUUUUUAUUUUUUGUUUGUCUUUACCCCCAGUGAAUGUCUGGCACACGGCAAUCUUAAGUAACAGAAACAUGUGGUUAUUCUCUAUUGUUGCAUUUGCAUACUGGG
Molecule: messenger RNA, 4827 nt
Organism: Rhinichthys klamathensis goyatoka
Lineage: Eukaryota; Metazoa; Chordata; Actinopteri; Cypriniformes; Leuciscidae
Gene: ddx3xb
Product: DEAD-box helicase 3 X-linked b
Exons: 19
Coding region: 292-2427 (711 amino acids)
Biological process (GO): gamete generation; cell differentiation
Cellular component (GO): P granule; nucleus
Molecular function (GO): RNA helicase activity; ATP binding; RNA binding
Source: RefSeq, a predicted model, not a curated record